AUGAAGAGAGCCCGCACUGGCCUCGAAGCGGAUGAGCAUGGGCCGGGGGACGCUUCCGACUCUGCUAUUCGCCGAUCCAAAGUGUCGAGAAAGAUACGAGCCUGCCAGCAAUGUCACACGCGCAAGAUUCGAUGCGUUACAGACGACGGGGCCCCCAAGUGCAUACGUUGCACCAAGAAUGGCUUAGAAUGCGUCGUGAACAAGAAUCUGCAAGACCUGUUAGAGGGGGAAUAUGACUGGAAAAAGACCAUGGAGCAACAGAUGGAGUCCAUGCGCGCGUCCAUGGUAGACAUGAAGGCGAAACUCGACAACCUGCAAUCAACUCAGCAGCAAAUGACGCUCGCCACCACCUCCCCAGAUACGGUCUCCCGUCUCACAGCUCCAACGCCUCAUUUGACUGCCAUGACGAGAGAGAACUCGCCCGAGACUCAUAGCGCCUCUAAAGACGACGGUGCCAUCGUCGAUGCUCCUAUGGUGAGUCUCUUUCGAGCGACAAAGCUACGCAACAUCAGAAGCGAUCCCAGUAGCGACGGCAGAGCAGCCCUGGACCGCCAUCGCCAGCCAGACUUCAUCUCUCAGGGACGGAUCAGUCUUGCUGAGGCAGAACAUCUCUUUGCUGCAUUCCAGGGCACGCUCAACGCUUACCUCUGGGGCGGUGUCGCUCUCGUCCACGAUACCCUGUCGUCAGCCAGGGAGUCGUCCUCACUCCUCGUCGCAGCCAUCUUGGCCGUUGCCGCCCUCCAUACCCAAGACGAUGGGCAGAGCUUCGACCGCUGCUACGUCGUGCUAGCCGAGCUCGCUAGCCAGGCCAUGUUCCAGCGGUACCAUACUCUAGACGACAUCCGGGGCCUCUGCAUCGGUGCCUUCUGGCUUUCAGACCUGAGCUGGAAGCUUUCUGGGCUUGCUGUGCGCAUCGCUACGGAGCUCAACAUCCACCAGCAUUGCGCCAGGGCUCUACGUGGGGAGACUUCGCAUUGCGAGAAGGCUCGGCUGUGGUAUCUCCUAUACGUUUGUGAUCAUCACUUCAGCAUUGCGUACGGGAGACCGCCUGUCAUAGCUGAGGAUGUGACUUUGAUCAAUCAUGAGGGAUUCCUUGCUCUUCCAGGGGCCAGCGGCGCCGAUGUGCGCCUGCAUAGUCAGGUCAGCAUAUUCAUCAUCCUCAGCCGUACUUACAGGACGUUUGGCCUGGAUCGAUCACGGGUCGUUGCGAACGACGAGUUUGAUGCGAUACGCCGUUACAAUGGCGAGUUAGGGCAGUGGAAGCAGACUUGGGAGUCACGACUAGGCGAGCUAGGGUGCGAUCCGCAGAUUGGCGAUUACCCAAGGAAAGGGGUUGUGUUACACUACCACUUCGCCCGACUUCUUCUGUUCUCCGUCUGUCUGCAGGGUCUCCAACCUACUGAUGACUUUCUCAUCUCUCUCGAGAGACAAGACUUCAUCAACACUGCCGUAGACAGCGCAUGCGCAGCACUCCGUUUAAUCCUGGAAGACUCCGAUAUGCGCCGCGCCGUAGUGGGAGUCCCCUUGUACCUCCUCACCACGAUCGCGUACUCGUCCAUCUUUCUGAUCAAGGUCUGUUCGUCGUGGAGGGCUGUUGUCGUACACCUCUCGGUGGACGACGUAGUCAACCUUGUCGGCCCCAUCAUCUCCAUGCUCAAUGCGACACAGGCCUACGCAAGGCAUGUAGCGCAUUACAUUGGGCAAGGUCUUAGUACCAUGCUUGGCAGGUUCAAGUCAGGAGAGUCGGCGAGAAGUGUACUCAUGCCGCAAGAUCCCAACAACAGGACGUCGGAAGUGCCUCAAGACUCGCGACCAGCCCAACAACAGGAUUGGGAUCUGAGCUACAGCUGGAUGAUGGGGGAUCAGCUUGGGAUGGGGCUAGAAUACUACCCAGGAGACCUGCUCGGGAUCAUUGGAUCGCAGAUGGCAGAGUAAUUGCCUGUUUGAGUUCUGGAAUCAUUGAAUUACAUGCAUACAUAAUAAUAAACAAGACCAAUUACUGCC
Fusarium odoratissimum NRRL 54006 is the source of this 2004-nucleotide messenger RNA. RefSeq lists its product as uncharacterized. The record is from RefSeq and is a predicted model, not a curated record. Gene Ontology annotation, biological process: regulation of DNA-templated transcription; DNA-templated transcription. Gene Ontology annotation, molecular function: zinc ion binding; DNA-binding transcription factor activity, RNA polymerase II-specific; transcription cis-regulatory region binding. Bases 1 to 1935 code for a protein of 644 amino acids. The transcript is spliced from 3 exons. NCBI's taxonomy places the organism in Eukaryota, Fungi, Ascomycota, Sordariomycetes, Hypocreales, Nectriaceae. Gene Ontology annotation, cellular component: nucleus.